Messenger RNA from Juglans microcarpa x Juglans regia, 3313 nucleotides. Its product is annotated as kinesin-like protein KIN-UB. Gene Ontology annotation, molecular function: microtubule binding; ATP binding; microtubule motor activity. The transcript has 19 exons. Lineage: Eukaryota; Viridiplantae; Streptophyta; Magnoliopsida; Fagales; Juglandaceae. The coding region runs from base 187 to 2892 and encodes 901 amino acids. The record is from RefSeq and is a predicted model, not a curated record. Gene Ontology annotation, biological process: microtubule-based movement.
CUGUCUUCUAUGUUUGAAACUAGCUGGUUCUACUUUGAAACUACCGAAACAUCCAUUAUCGGACGCACUGUCAAACUCUCCCUCUCUUCCUGGAUUGAUUUGUGGAUUUGUUAACUUGAAUGGAAGUCAAACUGUUUGAGUUUCAUUGGAGAGUAUACUGAUAUUUUUGUUCCAUUUAUUUUUUUUAUGGCUUCGAGUGGAUAUAGAAAUGGCGCUCACAGGGGAAGUAGUAGCACGAAGCUGGAUCGGCCACUCCCAGCAGCGAACCUCAAAUCUUCCUCGUUUAAAUCCAGGUUUACUCCUUCUCACUCUUCGGGAUCCGCUCUUCGCCGCAGUAGCCCCGCCUCUUUCUCCACCAACGACGGAGUACCUGGAAGAGUUCGAGUGGCUGUAAGACUGCGACCACAGAAUGUGGAAGAAUUAGCUGCAGAUUCAGAUUUCGCUGAUUGUGUGGAGUUGCAGCCAGAGCUAAAAAGGUUGAAACUUCGGAAAAACAAUUGGGAUUCAGACACUUACGAAUUUGAUGAGGUGCUCACUGAAUUUGCAUCCCAGAAGCGUGUCUAUGAAGUUGUUGCCAAGCCUGUUGUAGAGAGUGUUUUAGAUGGUUACAAUGGGACUGUGAUGGCCUACGGUCAGACUGGUACUGGGAAAACUUUUACUCUUGGACGACUGGGAGAGGAAGAUACAUCCGAUCGGGGAAUCAUGGUUCGUUCAAUGGAGGAUAUUUUAGCAGACAUUUCUCCAGAGACCGAUUCUAUCUCUGUUUCAUAUUUGCAGCUUUACAUGGAAACUCUGCAAGACCUGCUUGAUCCAUCAAAUGAUAACAUUCCUAUUGUGGAAGAUCCAAAAACUGGUGAUGUUUCAGUACCUGGGGCAACUCUUGUUGAAAUCAGGGAUCAGCAGAGUUUCGUGGAGCUGCUAAGAAUAGGAGAGACUCACAGAAUUGCCGCCAACACAAAAUUGAAUACUGAAUCCUCUCGUAGUCAUGCUAUUCUGAUGGUACAUGUUCGAAGGUCUGUCAUAGCAAGAGAAGAAAUAAUUUCCAGUGAAAAUGGUGACUCCUCUCAUUUGGUCAAACCUUUUAAGCCACUUGUUCGGAAAAGCAAGCUAGUUGUGGUAGAUCUGGCAGGGUCAGAGCGAAUUCAAAAGUCAGGGAGUGAGGGUCAUAUGCUAGAGGAAGCAAAGUCUAUCAAUCUCUCUCUUAGUGCAUUGGGGAAGUGCAUAAAUGCUCUAGCAGAGAAUAGUGCUCAUGUUCCAAUUCGUGAUUCAAAGCUUACAAGGUUGCUCAGAGAUUCGUUUGGAGGCACAGCGAGGACAUCAUUAAUCGUGACUAUUGGCCCAUCCCCACGACAUCGAGGAGAGACUGCAAGUACCAUACUAUUUGGACAAAGGGCUAUGAAGGUGGAGAACAUGUUGAAAAUAAAGGAGGAAUUUGAUUACAAGAGUCUGUCUAGGAGGCUUGAAGUUCAACUGGACAAGCUCAUUGCAGAAAACGAAAGGCAGCAGAAAGCUUUUGAGGAUGAAGCUGAAAGAAUAAAUAUAGAAGCACAAAACCGAAUAUCUGAAGUCGAGAGGAGCUUUGCUGAUGCAUUAGAGAAGGAGAGGCUAAAAUGCCAGAUGGAUUAUAUGGAAUCAGUCAAGCAGCUGGAGGAGAAGUUGGUGUUGAAUCAGCAAAAGCAUGAUUGUGAUGGCUUCGUGGAUGAUAAAUGUAUUGGGCAGGAGACAGGGCUUUCUGCUGCUGAGAUAAAAAAAUUGCUUGAAAAGGAAAUUAAACUAAGAAAGGCGGCUGAAGAAGAGGUAAAGAAUUGUAAAAGGCAACAAGGACAAGAUAUGCAGUCAGGGGCAGGUGGAGAUCCAGAGGUUUUGAAGCUUCGCAAAAUUCUUGAGGACGAGGCUCAUCAGAAGAAGAAACUUGAGGAAGAAAUAAUAAUACUACGAAGUCAGUUGUUGCAAUUAACUUUUGAAGCUGAUCAGAUGAAAAGGUAUCUUGACAGAAGUGGGUCUGGAAAUGGGUUUGCCGGUCUAGAUUCUUCCAUGUCUCCAUUUAGGCAUCCCCAAUACAGAGACUCUGGAAAUGGACAGAAGGCAUCAAUUGCAACACUCUUUGAGCAAGUUGGAUUGCAAAAGAUCUUGGCACUACUUGAGUCAGAUGAUGCCAACGUACGGAUUCAUGCUGUAAAAGUGGUGGCCAACCUAGCAGCUGAAGAGGCAAACCAGAAAAAGAUUGUUGAAGCUGGGGGUCUUUCUUCCUUGCUGAUGCUUCUUAGAAGCUUUGAGGAUGAAACUGUUCGAAGAGUAGCAGCUGGUGCAAUUGCCAAUCUUGCAAUGAAUGAAGCCAAUCAAGAACUUAUAAUGAUUCAAGGGGGAAUUAGUCUUUUAUCAAUGACAGCAGCUGAUGCUGAGGAUCCUCAAACCUUACGCAUGGUUGCUGGAGCUAUUGCUAAUCUAUGUGGCAACGAUAAGCUACGGAUGAAGCUGAAGACUGAAGGCGGUAUUAAGGCCUUGCUAGGAAUUGUGAGAUGUGAACAUCCUGAUGUUCUAUCUCAAGUUGCACGCGGAAUUGCUAACUUUGCAAAAUGCGAGUCCCGAGCAUCUACCCAAGGGAUAUAUAGCGCCAGAUCUCUUUUGAUAGAAGACGGUGCGCUUCCAUGGAUUGUACAAAAUGCUAAUAAUGAAGCUGCACCAAUCAGGCGUCAUAUUGAGCUUGCACUCUGCCACUUGGCACAGCAUGAAGUAAAUGCAAAGGACAUGAUUAGUGGAGGUGCCCUCUGGGAGCUAGUUCGUAUCUCACGCGAUUGCUCUCGAGAGGACAUAAGGAGUCUUGCCCGUAGGACAUUGAGUUCGAGCCCCACCUUUCGAUCUGAAUUGCGUCGGUUACGGAUAGAUUAUUGAUUCUGAGAUUAAUGGGCUUCCAUUAAUUAAUGCCACUCGCAUCUAGCUAGCGAUCGAGUGUGAGCUAGGAUGCAGAAACUUGAUCUCAUAAUGAGCAUAUAGGCUUGGUAGAAGAGGGGAUCUUUCUCUUGCUCCACAAGGGGUCAUCCCAUAAGCUGGUAUUCACGCCAAUUUUGUGUAAAGGUGGGUUGGUGUUGUGAUCCAUUAUUUUAGCUUCUUUAUUGAGCAUUCAUAACUGUAGCUUAAUGGAAAAGAAAAUGACAAGUAGUGAGAACGAAAAAAAAAGAAGGAAAAUCUUGUUGCUGCACGAUGGUGUCAAAUUCAUUCGAUCGAUUUUCUGGAUCGGUCAGCAUGUCCAGCUAGCACUUGCGUUUCAGUGGUGUAAAUUGAUUUUUAUGGGCAAUGAAAUCAUCAUUCUUUA